UCCCUCCUCCGGGUUCCUCCCCUCUCGUCUCCUCGUCAGGCAGAUCGAUCGAGCCAGCCGCCCUGCUAAGCCUACAUACAGACUACAGAGACAGAGGGAAAGAGACAGAGCAGCCCAGCCCAGGCAAGGCAAGUAGUAAAAGGCAAGAGCACGGCACAUUAAAAGAGAGGCCGGAGAGGCAGCUAGCAGAGGAGAGAGAGCGCGAGCAGCAUAUAUGGCGAUGCCCUUUGCCUCCCUGUCGCCGGCAACCGACCACCGCCCCUCCCCCUCCAUCUUCCCCUUCUGCCGCUCCUCCCCUCUCUACCCGGUCGCCGGGGAGGAGGCGCCGCCGCCGCCGCCGCCGUCAGGGCAGCAGCAGCAGCAGCACACGAUGAGCGCGAGGUGGGCGCCGAGGCCGGCGACGUUCACGGCGGCGCAGUACGAGGAGCUGGAGCAGCAGGCGCUCAUAUACAAGUACCUCGUCGCCGGCGUGCCCGUCCCGCCGGAUCUCCUCCUCCCCAUCCGCCGGGGCUUCGACUCCCUCGCCUCGCGCUUCUACCUGCACCACGCCGCCCUCGGGUACGGGUCGUCCUACUUCGGCAAGAAGCUGGAUCCCGAGCCAGGGCGGUGCCGGCGUACGGACGGCAAGAAGUGGCGGUGCUCCAAGGAGGCCGCCCAGGACUCCAAGUACUGCGAGCGCCACAUGCACCGCGGCCGCAACCGUUCAAGAAAGCCUGUGGAAACGCAGCUCGUCGCACCCCUAUCGCAGUCGCAGCAGCAGCAGCAGACCCCCAGCGCCGCCGCGCCCGCCAGAGCAACCGCCUUCCAGAGCCACUCGCUGUAUCCAGCGAUUGCCAAUGGCGGCGGCGGCGCGCCUGGCUCUUUCACCUUGGGGUCUACUCAGCUGCACAUGGACAAUGCUGCGCCUUACGCGACCGCUGGUGGUGGCGGAAACAAAGAUUUCAGGUAUUCCACUUAUGGAGUGAGGUCUUUGGCGAUGGACGAGCAGAGCCAGUUCAUGACUGGAGCCAUGGAUACCUCUAUGGAUAACUACUCAUGGCGCCUACUGCCGUCCCAGACAUCUGCAUUUUCACUUUCGAGCUACCCUCUGAUUGGAACACUGAGUGGUCUAGACCAGAAUACAAUCUGCUCGCUGCCAAAGGCGGAAAGGGAGCCGUUUUCUUUCUUUGGAGGCGACUUCGUGACGACUGUCGAUGAGAACGUGAAGCAGGAGAACCAGACGCUGCGCCCCUUCUUCGACGAAUGGCCGAAGGCGAGGGACUCAUGGCCGGAGCUGCCCGAUGACACCAACACCACCUCCUUCCCGGCGACCAAGCUGUCGAUCUCCAUUCCCAUGACAACCUCCGACUUCUCCACCACCAGCUCCCGGUCACCCAAUGGCAUAUACUCCCGGUAAACUGCCGAUCUGGCAGAAGUUUUCUGGUCCUCAAAUCAACACAGGUGAGUGAACACCAUGUGGAUCGGCCCAACUGUCUAUGUGAGCUUACUGUCGGUUGCUCAUUUUGUAUGGAGUAAUCCUGGAUGUUGCCUCAUCAUGGUCGUGCAGCACGAUGAAAUGCUCCAUUAAUUCCUUUUUUUCCCUGUACUUUUCGAACACUAUCCUUGUGUGUUUUGCCAUGUAUCGUAACUGUAUGAAGUUUUCAUGUCAUCGCUAACUUUUUUCAAAGGCACUUGCUGUU
Brachypodium distachyon (stiff brome) is the source of this 1679-nucleotide messenger RNA. RefSeq names its product growth-regulating factor 3. Gene Ontology annotation, molecular function: ATP binding. Gene Ontology annotation, biological process: developmental process; DNA-templated transcription; regulation of DNA-templated transcription. The record is from RefSeq and is a predicted model, not a curated record. Lineage: Eukaryota; Viridiplantae; Streptophyta; Magnoliopsida; Poales; Poaceae. Bases 215 to 1396 code for a protein of 393 amino acids. The transcript has 4 exons. Gene Ontology annotation, cellular component: nucleus.